This is a messenger RNA of Phalaenopsis equestris, 402 nucleotides long. RefSeq names its product bZIP transcription factor 11-like. NCBI's taxonomy places the organism in Eukaryota, Viridiplantae, Streptophyta, Magnoliopsida, Asparagales, Orchidaceae. The transcript has a single exon. The record is from RefSeq and is a predicted model, not a curated record. Bases 1 to 402 code for a protein of 133 amino acids. Gene Ontology annotation, cellular component: nucleus. Gene Ontology annotation, molecular function: DNA-binding transcription factor activity; transcription cis-regulatory region binding. Gene Ontology annotation, biological process: positive regulation of DNA-templated transcription.
AUGGCGCAGAGGAAGGAGAAGAGAAUGCUGUCGAAUCGAGAAUCGGCUCGCCGGUCUCGGAUGAGAAAGCAGAAGUACUUGAAUGAUCUUAUGUUGCAGGUGAGCUGUCUACGGCAGGAAAAAGAUGAGAUUUUUACUGCUAUCAAUGCUACUUCCCAGCGCCAUAUUGGAGUCGAAGCACAGAAUUGUCUUCUGAGGGCGCAGCUGACGGAGCUUAUCAAAAGGUUACAGUGCCUCCGUCAUAUCAUUCAUUGCAUGAACGUCGCCGACGCCGGCGACGGCGGGGGGAGGGGAUGUGUUGGAUUCGCGUCGUGUUUGCCGGAUGCUGAGGAUGACAGCUUGCUUCGACCAUGGACUUCUCUGCACAUAAAGCAGGGUCUUCAGGGUUCUGAUGUGUUUUAA